Messenger RNA from Scomber scombrus (Atlantic mackerel), 15684 nucleotides. RefSeq names its product lysine (K)-specific methyltransferase 2D (gene kmt2d). Gene Ontology annotation, molecular function: transcription coactivator activity; histone H3K4 methyltransferase activity; histone binding. The transcript is spliced from 55 exons. NCBI's taxonomy places the organism in Eukaryota, Metazoa, Chordata, Actinopteri, Scombriformes, Scombridae. The record is from RefSeq and is a predicted model, not a curated record. Bases 493 to 15675 code for a protein of 5060 amino acids. Gene Ontology annotation, biological process: positive regulation of transcription by RNA polymerase II. Gene Ontology annotation, cellular component: nucleus; MLL3/4 complex.
CGUGUGAGCAAAGUUUGGGGCUGUGAUUUUCGGAUGCACUAUUUUGUGCAAACUUGCGAGAUUCCAGCACAGAGUAGAAGAGCUAGCUGGUGUGGAGAAGCCAGCCCGGAUAAGUGUUUUUUGAGUUCACUGCAUGAAGCUGGGAAAACACUUUUCGGGACCGGUUGAUGACUUGUCUCGGUGUUUAGUAGUCCCCCAGGUAGUGCACGGCCACUCGACACAGAGCUCAAGUAGCUGGUUAGCCUGCUAGCCGUAGCAUUAUCCAUGUAGUUGGGGAGCUAGCUAGCAGCACUGAGCAGCCUGCCUUCCGCCGACGUGCACUUCCCCCACUCUCCCUCCAGCCGGCUCGCCGCAGCGUUAGUCCGGUACAUAAAAUGAAGCGACCAUCAGCGUUUUGGGAAGCUGUGUGGCUGUUUGGAUUUUGCUGAUGUAUGAGGAGACGAUAUUGUUUUUGUGAGAUCUCUGUCAAGGAGGUCAAAAUCAGCACGGGGGAUGGACGAGCAGAAAUCAAACUGCGAAGAAAGUGAGUCUGAACCAACAGCUGAUGACAAUGCCCCUGCAAAGCAGCUUGUCUCCUCUGAGGGGGAGUCUAAAGCCCUUCCUGCUGCUGAAGACGUGUCUGGUGUUACUGCAGCCUCUUCCAGCACACCUGUAGAGAGUGUUCGAGCAUGCACGCUUUGCAACUGUGUGGAGCGUAGCCUACAUGGACAGCGGGAACUGAGACACUUUGGGACAACUUCUGAGCGGCCGACCCUCAAGCCAUCAGCUUCCCCACUGCCACAGCCUGGGAAUGAUGACCUGUCUUCCAUUGGAUUUUCUGACUCUCCCUGUGUGGCGGCGCUCUUUGACGACUCAGGGGGAUUUUGGGUUCAUCAUUGGUGUGCGGUGUGGUCGGAGGGAGUGAAGCGGAUGGAGAAUGAGGAGCUAGAGAACGUGGAUACGGCUGUUAUCUCAGGGACACAGCGGCUUUGCGAACACUGCAAAAGGCUGGGUGCAACCAUUCAAUGCCAUGCUGAGGGCUGCUCACGGUUCUACCACUUCCCCUGCGCGGCAGCGAGUGGAUCUUUCCAAUCCAUGAAACAGUUGGUCCUCCUCUGUCCGGAGCACAUAGACAAGGCAGAGGAGUUGGCGGGUGAAGAGGCUUGGUGUGCAGUGUGUGACUCAGCGGGGGAGCUCACAGACUUGCUGUUCUGUACGGGUUGUGGCCAACAUUAUCAUGCUGCCUGUCUGGAGAUUGGUGCCACGCCCAUUCAGCGGGCAGGAUGGCAGUGCCCAGAGUGUAAAGUGUGCCAGACUUGCAGACAACCAGGAGAAGACUCCAAAAUGUUGGUAUGUGAUGCCUGUGAUAAGGGCUACCACACCUUCUGUCUCCAGCCAGCCAUGGAUUCUCUACCCUCAGACCCAUGGAAAUGCAGAAGGUGUCGCGUAUGUACGGAGUGUGGUGUCCGUGGACUUGUGCUGCCAGGUUUGGCCCAGUGGUUUGACAACUACGCCGUGUGUGAAGGCUGCCAGCAUCAACGCAGCUCUGUGUGUGGCGUGUGCAGCAGAGCUGCCAAUCCAUCUGUCGCUCUGCAGUGCUGCAGCAUGUGCCACAGGUGGGUGCACAGUGAGUGUGCUUCACCAGGGGAGCUUCCAGAAGCCAAGUGCAUCUGCCUGCUUUGCAAGCAGGACCAUCAGCAGCUGCCUGUCACUCAAGCAUCCAAAGCAGAGAUACAAACCAGAGAGGCAUCUGAGGAGACUGAAGGACAUGUACAUUUGGUGGAGAUGACAAUCCAAACUGAUGCAGAUAUGACGACAGAAGAGCAGACGGACAUAUCUGAGGUGACACCAAGCGAGAGAGGCACAUCAGUGAUGGGUCAGGCUGAAGCCUCGGUUGACAAAGAAACACCCAUGGAGUUGGGGGUGGAGGCUGCAGUUGUUGAGACUACAGACGCUGGGGUAACAACCAUGGAGGAGGAGCCACAGGUAGCAAAAGAAGAAUUAACUUCUGCGGUGCCUGCGGCUCCACCCAAGUCUACAGAUGUAGAAUGUGCAACAACCGAACAGGGAGCCUCUUGUCUACCUGCUGAUGAAGAGAGAGUAGAAGAGGCAGUUAGCCAGGUGACCCGAGCUGCACCUUCCCAGGACUCCAUAGCAGAGAUGCAGUCUACCAAGCCUAAAGUAGAACCAACACCAGCAUCAGAGCAGGGCCCUGAAAAUAUGGAGGUGGAUAAGCAGGAGGCCAGUCCUUUAGUGGAACAAGAAGCAUCACCAGAGUUAUUAAAGGAUGGAUCUGACAGCGUGCCUAUGACAGAACCUUUCAGUAAGGCUCCACCAAAGUUAUCAGCUUCUUCUGCCUCUGUGGUCAAAACAGAGCAUCUGCCCAUGUCUGCUCAGCAGGAGAGAAGUCCAUGCCAGGACCCCCAGUCUCCUCUGUCUUUAUCAGGAGACACACAAGAGGCCCUCUCUGCUGUGGACAUGGAGGGGAGGCUACUACCUCACUCAGAGGAGGAGGACGAAGAAGAAGAGGAUGAUGAGAACUUGAGAGAAGGGCAUAUUAUAGACAUCAAGCAGGAACCGCUCGAGCAUGAGGCAAAGCCAGAAUUGCUGCUGGAUGAGAUGUCCAUUAUGAGCCAUGGAGAUGAGAGCAGCAGUGGCUUUCUGGGCUCUCCUGGAGAACCUGAUCCUCAAGGCUCCAUGGAGUUCGGCCUUAUACCUACUGGACGCUCACACACAGAUAACCUGCUCACAGAGACUGAUGACUCACUUCCCUUUGAACCCCUGAGAAGUGACAGAGAGAAGGUGAAACGCAGAGGAUCCCCAGGCCGCUCACGGGUCAAACAGGGGCGAAGCAAUAGUUUCCCGGGGAAGCGUAGACCUCGAGGGGGUAGUGGAGGGAGAGGGCGCGGUGGGAGGUCACGCCUCAAAGCCAUGGCCUCUUGCAUCGAUGCCUUCUUGCUAAGCAUGACUACAGACACUGGAAUAAAUAAGGAGGAAGAAGAGGAGGAAGAUGACACCAUGCAGAACACAGUGGUUCUUUUCUCAAACACUGAUAAAUUUGUCCUGCUCCAGGACAUGUGUGUUGUGUGUGGCAGUUUUGGGAAGGGUACGGAGGGGCAGUUACUGGCAUGUGCUCAGUGUGCCCAGUGUUACCAUCCUUACUGUGUGAACAGCAAAAUCACCAAGACGAUGCUCCGCAAGGGCUGGCGCUGUUUGGAAUGUAUUGUGUGUGAGGUCUGUGGAAAGGCUUCUGACCCUUCCCGUCUGCUGCUGUGUGAUGACUGUGAUGUCAGCUAUCAUACCUACUGCUUGGACCCGCCCCUGCACACCGUACCCAAGGGUGGUUGGAAGUGCAAAUGGUGUGUGUGCUGCGUACAGUGUGGUUCCAGCUCACCGGGUUUCCACUGUGAGUGGCAGAACAACUACACCCACUGUGGCCCCUGUGCCAGCCUCGUCACCUGUCCAGUAUGCAGAGAGAACUUCAUGGAGGAGGAGCUGCUGCUGCAGUGUCAGCACUGCGAUCGAUGGGUCCAUGCUGUCUGUGAGAGUCUGUACACAGAGGAUGAGGUGGAACAAGCUUCUGAUGAGGGCUUUGCAUGCACAUCAUGCACCCCAUAUGUUCCAAAACCUGUGGUAGUAGAGUCAGCCAUUAUGGCUUCCAUAAAGAUCAAAGAGCCAGAGCCCCAGUUCUACCGGUUGGAGGGUGUAUGGUUGACAGAAUCAGGAAUGUCCCUGCUUCGCAGCAUCUCCAUGUCUCCCCUGCACAAGAGACGGCAGCGUCGCUCCCGUCUUGGCACCCUGUGUUGUGAAGGAGGUUCUGAUGGAAUGGACCUGAGGGAGGUUGACGGAGAAGGGGAUGAUGGAAAAGGCUGUGGGGAGCCCAUGGACUGUGACUCUAAGAUGGAGAACCCUGGGAGCCCUGACAGAGAAGGUGGUGCAGAGGGAGGCACUGAAGGCAUGGCUGACUGCGAUGGUCUUAAAGGGGGGGCAGAGGAGACAGAAGACGGCAAAAAAAGAAAGAGGAAACCCUACAGGCCUGGAAUUGGAGGCUUCAUGGUGCGACAAAGAAAGUGUCACACACGAAUGAAGAAAGAAUUUUUUGCCCAGCUGGCUGGAGAGACUACGUUAGAUGGACAUCCAAUAGAGAGAACCAUUGAGGAAGGACCUCACCCUGACAUUGAUAACAUAAUGGAUCCCAAACCAGUGGAAGGUGAGGAACAGGCCAAGAAACGUCGGGGCCGCAAGAAGAGCAAACUUGAGGACAUGUUUCCAACUUAUCUCCAGGAAGCUUUCUUUGGAAAGACACUCAUAGACUUGAGUAAGAAAGCUGUGAUGAUACCUCCUGGGCAGAGGCCAGGGGCAUGUUUGGUCCGACCUUCAUUAUCAGCACCAUCAGGGGUCAAAACUACUUCCCCAGAAACUGAGGCCAAGGAUUGUGUGGUGGAAGAACAUGUUCCUGUCAAGCAAGAAGGGGGUGAGGCCCACCAGGCUCAGGGAGAAGGUGCAGGAGUUUCUGCACCAUCCUCAUCUCUCAAGGACCAGGUAUCAACUGAUCCUCAUGACUCUGAUGCAGAAAAAAGUGAAGGUCUUCCGCAAGGGGUGGAGAGUCAGGACUCUGAGCAGUUCUUCCGAAAGGUUCUGGGAGUGUCAGAUGGCUCCUCUUUGGGGGGCAUGAAACCCAUCUUGGAGGGCAGUAAGGGAGAACUCAAUCGUAGCACUCUGCCACAGAGAUCUCUCCUCUCAGGGUCUCUGCCCUCAGCUGGAAUGAUGGAUGCCUUUCCUGGCCUCUCUCAGUCACCGUUCUUUGACAUGCGGGACAGAGGAGGGCUGUUCAGUCCAGAUGGGGGUGAGGAGAGCCCAUGGGCUACUCCUUCAACCCCAGCAACUCCUUCCUCCCCACCAACCCCCACUGAGGCCGAGGGUGAUGGGCUGUCGUAUAACCAGCGCAGUCUCCAGCGCUGGGAGAAAGAUGAGGAGCUGGGUGAACUCUCAACCAUUUCCCCUGUGCUUUAUGCCAAUACCAACUUUCCCACUCUCAAACAGGACUACCCAGACUGGGCUAGUCGCUGUAAGCAAAUCAUGAAGAUCUGGAGGAAGGUGUCAGCUGCUGACAAGGUUCCAUAUCUGCAAAAGGCCAAAGAUAACAGAGCAGCUCAGAGGAUCAACAAGGCACAGAAGCAGGCAGAGAGUCAGGUGUGCAGGCCAAUCAAGACAGAGCCAGGGCGGGUAAAGGGAGAACGGCCCAAUUUACACCUCCAGAUCCCUCCACCUUCAGGCUCUACGUCCAUCUCUUCCCAGCCCAGCUCUGCAGGAAGUCCAUUUCCCUUCCCUCCAGAUUCAGGAUCAUCUUCUGUCUUUUUCUCAGAUGGACCUGUUAAGACCCCAGGGUCAGCUGAAAUCCGGACAGAUCCCUUGGCUAAGCUUCCUCCUCAGUCACCCCAUUCUCACUCCCACCCAACCACACCCUUCUCCUAUGCUGGGGCCAGCCCAUUACAGGCCUCUUCCUCAGGUUAUUCCGCUUCCGGCCCACAGGGUCCUCCUCAGGGACGGCCAGCCAGUCUUGGCCCCUAUGACAUGCAACCAGGAACUCCUGGAACCCCCAGACGGGCUCAGCAGGUUGACCCCUACUUCAGAUCCCAGCUGCAGCAGCAACAGGGUCAUUUACCACAAUCACAGCAAGGCUCUCAAGAGUCCCUUGGACAUCCAGAAAGUCCUCAUUCAAGAGGUGCUGGGCUUGGGGAGUCACCUAUCUUCUCGCCAACCCACAAUGCCCACUAUGGAGACCCUUUCAGAACCCAGCAAGGAAUGGGUCGGCCAGAAUAUGGUUCAUCCCCAUCACCCUCUGCAGUGGUAUCCUCAUCUGCAAGCACAGGGCAGUACAGGGCUGAUAUGAGUGCACCUUCUCCUCGCUCCUCUGCAAUUGGAAGAUCUGACUUAGCCACUGGCUCCCCUGCAGGGAUGCUGGAUGCUGGGGAUGGUUUAUUCAAGGCACCUAUGACACCACGAAUGCACCAAGGGGAAGGUGGGGCACUUCAUCCUGGAGCUUCCCCUAGCCAUCCCUCUGAAGGCUACAGGCAGUCUCCCUCUCACCCUUUUUCUGACCCUCACACUCAGCCACCAUUAACUCCGAGACCGCAGUCAGGUGAUAAUUGUUCUCUUGGGCCCCAGAGACACCCUGUAGCGCAACAGGAACUAUGCCCUAGAGUGCCCUCCAGCCCACAGUCCCAGGGCAGCUCUCAGUCUCCCCACACUCCUGGUGGCAUCUCCAAUGAUGCUUACUCUGUCCAGUCUCCUGCUACCCCUCGUUUCCAGUCUCCAGACAAUUGUUCUCAGCCACCUUCAAGACCACAAUCUAGAGACGCUUUUGCUACUAUCCACAAACCGCCUCGUCCCAUCUCUGUAGCCCCAGAGGGAACUACAAGUUUCAAAGGCUCACCUCAUCCUAACCAACCACCCCCACCCCAUCCCACCAACAGUUCCAUAGGGGAUCCUCUCUCUGGUAAAUUGUCAGCACCUCCUCCCUUCAGCCGCAGCCCUAGCACGGGAGGCUUUCCAAUAACACAACAGCAGAAUCAGAUGGUUCAGGGUCAGCUACAGCAACCACAGCCACAAACUCAACAGACUACAGGGACAGACAGCUUCAGCUCUAAGGGGCCACCUUCCUCUGGAUCUCAAGAAUUAACAGCUGUACGUCCUCCAGACACACCUCAUCAGCCAGCUUUGCCAGUCACUCAAGAAAUGCCUGACAUUUCAGCAGUGCAGGACCCUGCAUUAGUGGGUCUUAGCCCCUCUGAGCUGGAGAAGCACAGACAGCGCCAGAGACUAAGGGAAUUCUUAAUCAGACAACAAAUGCAGAGAAACUCCAUUAGACAAGAAAAGGAGGCGGCUGCUGCUGCUGCUGGCAGCGCAUCUCCUGGCUGGUCUGGAGGAGAGAUGGGUACCUUUCAACAAGACAAAGCCCACAGAGCACCACCACCUUAUCCACAGGAUCGUGUUGCUGUCACUACUGCUGGGGCUCAGGCUACUGUGGUAGGAAAGAUGCACAUGGCUCCUGGAGGCAUGGAGGACAAGCUAAUUCGCCCACCACCUGCCAUCAUGGAUCCUAGUGCACUAAGGCCAUCAGGGCCCACCAGACCUCAGGGCAUGUUUGCCCGUCCGGCAUUCCCUCCUCAGUGGCAGGGCCAAGGUCCAGGUCCAAGGAGGUUCCCUCAGCCUGGCAUGGAGGCUAUGGGCGUAAGACACAAUCUAAACCCUGCUGUCAACAUCCAGGGUAUGGAGGGCAUGGGCAACCCUCACGCCAUGAUACCGGGACAUGGUGGAGAGACUAUGCAGCCUAUGGGUCAGGGACCCCCACCACAGUUCAUUGAAUUGAGACACAACUCACAGAGGUUACCCCUGCGACCCCAGUUUAUCCCCCGUGGACCCCAGCCCAGACCACGUCUCUUUGUCUCACAACAAGAGAUGGCAGCACCUUAUGUACAGCAGCAUCCUAUCGCUCAAGCUGUUGGCAUUCAAGCAGAGGGAGGCACUGACUCACAGUUGGGGUUACAGCAGGGUGGACUGUCAGUUUUAUUGCCUCAGCAGUCUGCAGGUCCAGUAACACAACAGGCCCACCUGCAGCCUCAGGCAGCUACUUUGACUUCCAGCACUCCUAGCUCUGAGCAGCACCAGCUUCCACAACCAAACCUAGUCACAGGACCCCAGUCUGCCACAGUGGAAAACAGUGAAGAACUGCCAGAGCCUGACCUGGAGGGGCUUGGGGAUGCCACUGGGGAUGGAGGUGUGGAGGAUGAGGAUGAUUUGGCUCUUGACUUGGACCCAGACAAAGGAGAUGAUGACUUAGGAAACCUAGAUAAUCUUGAGACCAAUGAUCCACAUCUAGACGAUUUACUUAACAGUGAUGAGUUUGACUUGCUGGCUUACACUGACCCUGAACUUGACCAAGGAGACCCUAAAGAUGUCUUCUCAGACCAGCUGCGGUUGGUGGAAGCAGAAAGUGAAACACCUUCAUCUUCCUCUGGAUCUGUACUUGUUAAAGUGGAAGGGAAGCCCAAGGCAGAGCCAGGGCAAAGGUCACUCUCAACAACCCCUGCUACUGCAAGUGGGUCUGCCUCCCAACUGGCACCUUCGGUAGAAACUGCAGAUAUCUCUAAAGUCAAAGUUGAAGACCGAGGUCUGACCCCUCAGCUCCAGCCUGGACAGACUGUUGUGAAAGAUGAAAUGGGAGAAGCUGUGUCAAUGCUUCUUGGUGGGACCACACCAUCAGCCAAGCCUGCACAACCAGAAAACCAGUCAGCUUCACUCAGUUCUGUUCGAUUAGGGGGACUUCCAUACCCUUUGCCAGGUCAGGCUGAUCCAUCGCCUUUUCCUGCAGCUGCUCCACAUGCAGAUAUUGGUGAUGAUCCUCUGGGGCUGCCUGACGUAGGUGGACAGCACUCCCCUGCUGUAGAUUUGGCAAAGGUAGAAAGUUCUUUGGAUGGUGAAUUGCCUCUUCUAAUACAAGAUCUGCUGGAGCAUGAGAAGAAGGAACAGCAAAAGCAACAACAGCAGCAACAGCUUAGCUCCCUCCACCAGGGAGCCAUGGCACCUCAUUUUCCUGGCCUCCCAAGUCAACAGCCGAACCCACAGGCACCUGGACAGAUAAUGCUACCACAACACCACCGCCCACCUACCCAAGGAAUGAUGGCUCAACCAGGGAUGGUACCCCGUGCUCCACAUAUGUUGCAGCAGCAGCAAAGGCUUAUGGGUCCAGGAAUGGUUCCUCCACCUCACAUGGCCAUGGCCCAGCAGCAAGCAAUGAUGAGAAUGGGGCAGCCAGGAAUGCAUGCAGGUCUCAGUCAACAACAGCAGCCACAACCAGUGGUUAAACAGCCACCUCUGGCCAACAAUUUCUUCCCAGAUAAAGAUUUAGACACAUUUUCUACUGAUGUCAUCAUGGAUCCCAUUGCCAAGGCAAAGAUGGUGGCACUUAAGGGUAUCAAGAGAGUGUUGGCUCAGGAUCCGAUGGGUGGUCCCCCUGGCAUUAACAGGCAACAAGUUUCUCUGCUUGCACAGAGGCUGGCCUCUACUCCAGGCACAGAUCCAAGUCAACUUUCAGCUGGACCUCCAAAGGAGGGAGAAACAAGUGAUCCCACCCAGUCAAGACCUAACCCUCCCCAAUUUGUGCAAGGAAUCAUCAAUGAUGCAGAACAGCACCAAUAUGAAGAAUGGCUUCUUCAUACCCAGCAGUUACUCCAGAUGCAAUUAAAAUUUUUGGAGGAACAGAUUGGAGUUCAUCGCAAAUCACGCAAGGCACUGUGUGCUAAGCAACGCACUGCUAAGAAAGCUGGCAGGGAGUUUGCUGAGGCAGAUGCAGAGAAACUCAAGUUGGUGACAGAAGAGCAGAGUAAAAUUCAGAAACAGCUUGAUCAGGUACGCAAGCAGCAGAAGGAGCACACCAAUCUUAUUGCAGAGUACAGAAGCAAGCAGCAGCAGCACCAGCAAGGCUCAGGUCUUCUUACCCCCGGUCAUUCUGCCCAGGGCGGCCCACCUCACAUGUUUCCCAAGAUGCCCGGCCAGAUGAUGAUGGGCCAACAGGGGACACCAGUAAUGAGCCAGCACCCUGGCAUGGUGCCCCAAGGUGGGAUGCCUGUCAGGAUGCCCCAAGGGCAGCCCUUUAUUGGAGGAAACCAACCCCAGCUCCCUGCAGCUCUUGGAGCCAGUGGUGCCAGGGCCCCGGUUCCUCCUGGGGCUCCAACAGGAUUCUUCCCACAGGGACCUGGAAUGCAGGGUGCAGAUCCCAGGCUUCUCCAAGAAAGGCAACUUCAACAUAGGAUGCAGAUGGCAAAGCUCCAGCAACAACAGCAGCAGCAGCAGCAACAGCAGCAGCAGGUGAUGAUGGGCCAACAACCAAUGCCACACCCAGGUCAACAGUCUGCCUUAAUUGCUCAGCCACAGCCUGGUAUGAUGGGGAACCAACUUAUUGCCCAACAACAAGCAAAAACUCAACAGGGGAUGCUAGCCAAUCAGGCCAAUCAACAGAACAUGGUACAGGUUCCACAAGGAAUGGUUGGAGGCCAGUCUGUUGGUCCACAGCCACAGAACCUUGUAGGAGGCCAUCCCAUUAACCAUGCUCAAGCCAUGAUGGCAGCUCAACCAGGAAUUAUGGGGAACCAGCCAGUUGCACCACAACAACAACAACAGAGGCCUCAGCUGAUCAUGGGUCAGCAGGGAAUGGUUGGAUCUCCAGGUCAUCCUGGACUCAGGGGUCCCCAGGUCCAGUUGACUCCACAACAACAGAACAUUCUGGCCCAACGCAUGCUGGCUUCACAGCAGCAGCAACAGCAGAAUGUUGCAAAGAAUUUGGCCCACCUUCAGCAGCAGCAAAUGGCACAGCAAAGACAACCAACGCAAUUAAUCAGUCAGUCCAACCAAGAGCAAGGACGGCUCUCACAGCCUUCUACACCACAGAUGGGUUCUUCACCUUCAGCAGGAAGUAUGACGCCACAGGGAUCUAUAGACAGCCAAAACGCAGGUCCAAAAGAGGGUGGGAUUCUUAGCCCUGAUACAAGAACGUCACCACAGCAAAGUGGACCAUCCACUCCCAAUCAGUUGCCCCAACAUGUCUCUGCAAAUGACCAUCAAACUGACUUGGGUCGACAGCAGUUACAACAGCAGCAACAUCAAAACCAGGUUUAUAUGACCCAACAACAACAACAGUCAAAUCCUCAGUCUGAGCAACAAUCAGGUUUGGUUGUAAACCAGCAGACUGGUGUGCUCCAGCAACAGCAGCAACAAAUUCCACUCACUCUCCAGAGGCAAGGUUCAGUCAAUGCUGACAAGCCCAAUGUGAUGACCAUUAAAGAGGAAGGAAAACCAACUGAUUUCUUAGUUCAGCAGCAACAACAAACAGUUCAAAAUGCCAUUCAGCAGUCACAAGAUCCCAGUGUCCAGCAGCAGAUCAUAGGACAGAACCAUCCUGGACAGCCACAGCCUGUUGUGAUGGGCCAUAGUCCACAACAGCAAGCCCUCAUGGCCCAGCAGCAAAAACAACAGGCCAUGAUGGGCAUGAUUCGAGCCCAGCAGCAAGGGAUGAUGGCACAGAGGCCUGGGGUUCCACCUGGACAGAUCCGCACCCCUAUCAACAUCCAGGCUAUUAUUGCUCAGAAUCCUCAGCUCCGCAGUCUUCCCCCAAACCAGCAGAUACAGCAUAUCCAGGCCAUAAUUGCCCAGAGACAAGCCCAGCUUCAACAGGGACAGAUGCUGCGGAUGUCAAUGGGUCAAGGCCAGCACGGUCAGUUGAGGCCUCACAUGCCACCUGGACAGGUGCCCCAAGUUGGGCAGCAGAUGUCAAGGAUGGAAGGCCAGCAGAUGCCGUAUGGAGCCAUGGGGAAGCCAGGAACAGUGGGCACUCAGCCACAGUCAGUCAUGUUAGGCCAACAACCUGGUGUUGCUCCUCAGAUACAGCAGGGGAUGAUGGUCCCUGGGCAACAACAGCCGCAAGUAGGGGAGAUGAUGCAGCAACAUAUUAUAAGAGGCCAGGUACCAGUGCCACGGUCCCCCAUGGACCAGGGUCGUAUGGUAAGGCCAACAUCUCCACGCCAGCCAUUAGCCAACUCGCCAGGGGAUCCACAACGGCACACAUUCAACCAAGCUAUGGGGAUGCGCCCACCCACUCCCAACCAGAACCAACAACAAGCUCUACUGGCAGCUGCAGCAAGCCGCAUGCAGGGCUCUCCCUCCAAUGCAUAUUCUCCAAGAGGUCCCUUCGGCAUGAGCCCAGCCCAUCCAGCCUCACCCCAUUCAUCUAAUGUCUCUUCACCUUCCAUAGCUGACAGCAGGGCUGGAAGGGGGAGUCCAUACAGCCAAGUCAAGGUAUCUCCGCUCAGGUCACCUGGAACCAAGAGUCCAAUUGAUUGUCCAGGACUAAAAGUAGAAACUCAGACCUCAGGCCAUGAAACAGCAUCAGUUAUUCCCAAUGGGCCACAGAAAGGACUGCAUGUUCAGCAACAGUCACCCCAGGUCACAGAGAGCCAUUUUCUUCACACACAACAAGGCUCUAGAGAGGGGGAUCUAUGCAAGAUGAACCUGCAGAGCAUUAAACAGGAACCAAGGGAGUUUCGGUGUGAUGGUGCAGGAGAGGGUGCUGAGAGUGCGGGGCCUAUAAAGCGAGAAGUAACAGGCGACAUGGUUACUUCUGGGAACAACGCUUGCUUUAUUAAUACUGGAGACCCUGGGGCUCAAGGCACUAGAUCUGAGACUGGACAGCAACUACUACAGAAACUCCUGAGAACUAAGAAUCUUCAGGUUGGUGCUCAGAGGCCUCCUGAAGGCAUCCAUAAUGAGAUCAAUGGCCACAUCAACAGCAAACUAGCAAUGCUGGAGCAAAAACUUCAAGGGACUCCGCGCAACAUGGAGGACUUGCAGUCUAUAACAAAAAGGGCCCCCGUACAAAAGCCAAAGCGCUCUAAUAAGGCAGCUGGAGACCGUGGACCUAACUCACGGAAAAAGAAUAAGAAGGAAGAAGUUGGAAAAAGUGCUGAAGCCUUGAUAAAACAACUCAAACAGGGUCUCUCUCUGCUGCCCCUAAUGGAACCUUCCAUCACUGCUAGUCUGGAUCUUUUUGCCCCUUUUGGAAGCAGCCCAGCAAAUGGAAAAGCCCAGCUCAAAGGAUCCUUUGGAAAUGCAAUGCUGGACAAUAUUCCAGAUUACUAUUCUCAGUUACUCACUAAGAGUAAUCUCAGCAACCCACCGACACCCCCAUCCUCCCUCCCACCUACACCUCCACCUUCUGUACAGCACAAGCUGCUCAAUGGAGUGACUCCUGGGGAGGAGCUGUCUGAGGGUCAGAAAGACACCGAGCCAGCAGACGUGCCAAUGGAUUCUGUCACAGAAGAGGUGAAAAGUGUAGACAUUCUAGCAGCUCUCCCCACCCCACCACAUAACCAGAACGAGGACAUCAGGAUGGAGAGUGAUGACGAGGAUGCCCCAGAAAGCAUCAUCCCUGCGUCAUCCCCUGAGAGUAAUGUGGGAGAUGAAACACCACGUUUCCCUCACCUGCGGGAGCCUAAAGAGGAGGAGACGGAGAGAGCAAUAUCCCCCAUCAUCCCACUCAUUCCUCGCACUGCCAUCCCAGCAUUUCCAGAAAACAAACCAUUCGAAGGAGCUGAUAGCAAGGCAGUUUCCACAUCCAACCACUGGGAUAAGGCCAAGAGUAACGAGGUGUCUGUUACCUUCACAUUGUCCUCCGCUGCAGCCAAGAAACUGAACCAUGUGAUGAUGGCAAUGGCCCAGCUACUCAAGAUAAGGAUGCCAGUUUCCUAUGAGGUGACUUUCCCUACCCCAAACUCUGACAUGCCUGGAGUGGAUGGGUCUGGGAAAGGACCUGGGCAGUCAGGGGCUCUGUGUGUAAAGGAUGGUGCUUCACCCAGUCAGGAUGACUGGUUAAGGCAAUUCGAUGUGUCUCUACCAGGCUGUACAUUGAAGAAACAGGUGGACAUUCUGGCACUCAUAAAACAGGAAUUCCCAGAGAAUGAAGACAUACCAAUCCAGCACUGUUACACAACCAAGGUAAAUGACUUGGAUGUGCGCCACCUUCCAAUCAUACCAGUGGAAGAAUCUCCACCUCCAUCACCGUCCCCUCCACAUCCUUCCCCAUCUCCCGCAGUUCCAACUAGUGAAGUCGAACCUUCCAAAAAAUCUGCUUCUCCAUCGCCCUCACCCUCCAGUCCUGUCAAUAUCCAGAUCAAGAUUGAGGCUGAGGAUGUUGAACCUCCUCCUGAUGCUGCUCAGACAACUAAUGUCACAGAGUCUGAAGUUGCUGCUCCAGAGACAGUCACUGACCCAGUAACUGCCUCUGCAGUUCCUGAUCCUACUUCUGAGACUGAAAAUAAUCUGAGUCCUGCUGCCAAGGAGGAGGAGUUGGACACUGAUCCAGCACAGCCUCCUAAAGAUUCUCCGAUCACCAUGGAGUCUUCCCCUAAAGCUAUCAAGCAGCGCAGGCCUCUCUCCCCUGAUGAGGAGGUAGUACACCCCAAAGUUAAAAAAUGGAAGGGGAUUCGCUGGAAGCGUCUUCAGAUUGUCAUCACAAUACGUAAGGGUGGGUCUAAGAAAGAGAACAGCCGUGAGGUGGCUGAGCUGAUGGAACGCUUGCGCAUUACUCUACGACCAGACAGGUUGCCUCGGGAUAAACGCAAGUGCUGCUUCUGCCACGAGGAAGGUGAUGGAGCCACAGAUGGGCCUGCACGCUUGCUUAACAUUGAUGUGGACCUGUGGGUGCACCUCAACUGUGCUCUGUGGUCCACAGAGGUAUAUGAGACACAGGGGGGUGCCCUCAUCAAUGUAGAAGUAGCCCUGCGUCGUGGAUUGAGGACUCUGUGUGCAUACUGCCAGAAAACCGGUGCCACCAACAGCUGCAACAGACUGCGUUGCCCAAAUGUCUACCACUUCGCCUGUGCAAUCCGGGCACGCUGCAUGUUCUUCAAGGACAAGACAAUGUUGUGCACCCAGCAUAAGCUGAAGGGCCCCAGUGAAGACGAACUUAGCACAUUUGCUGUUUUACGGCGUGUCUACAUUGAGCGUGAUGAGGUGAAGCAAAUUGCCAGCAUCUUACAGCGAGGCGACCGCAUCCACCUUUUCCGUGUCGGUGGUCUCAUCUUUCAUGCGGUUGGCCAGUUGCUACCAUCCCAAAUGAGCAACUUCCACUCACCCACUGCCAUCUUCCCUGUUGGGUAUGAGGCCACACGCAUCUACUGGAGCACGCGUGUACCCAACAAGCGAUGUCGCUACCGCUGCCGCAUCAGCGAGAAUGAUAGUCAUCCCCUGUUUGAGGUGCGUGUUCUGGAGCACGGCAUGGAGGAUUUACAGUACCGUGACGCUACUCCAGAUGGGAUCUGGAACCGGGUUGUUCAGCAGGUGGCUAAACUCCGAGAUGACACAUCCAUGUUGAAGCUGUUCACUGAACAUGUCAAAGGAGAGGAGAUGUAUGGCCUCACAGUUCAUGCUGUCAUGCGUAUCACUGAGUCGUUGCCUGGAGUGGAGAACUGCCAGAGCUAUGUAUUCCGAUACGGCCGUCACCCACUGAUGGAGCUCCCUCUCAUGAUCAAUCCCACUGGCUGUGCUCGCUCUGAGGCCAAGGUUGCCACACACUGCAAGAGGCCUCACACCUUAAAUAGCACCAGUGUGUCAAAGGCCUACCAAAGCACCUUCACUGGAGAGCUCAACACACCAUACAGCAAGCAAUUUGUCCACUCCAAGUCCUCCCAGUAUCGGCGCCUGAAGACUGAGUGGAAGAACAACGUGUAUCUGGCUCGAUCCCGCAUCCAGGGCUUGGGUCUGUACGCUGCCAAGGAUCUGGAGAAGCACACCAUGGUCAUUGAGUACAUCGGUACCGUCAUACGCAACGAGGUGGCCAAUCGCAGAGAGAAGAUCUAUGAAUUGCAGAACCGUGGGAUCUACAUGUUCCGCAUCAAUAACGAGCAGGUGAUUGAUGCCACUCUGACCGGUGGCCCAGCUCGCUACGUCAACCAUUCCUGUGCCCCCAACUGUGUUGCAGAGGUUGUAACAUUUGACAAAGAAGACAAGAUUAUCAUCAUUUCCAGUCGCAGGAUCCCCAAGGGAGAAGAGCUGACCUACGACUACCAGUUUGAUUUCGAGGACGAUCAGCACAAGAUCCCUUGCCAUUGUGGAGCCUGGAAUUGCAGGAAGUGGAUGAACUAAAAAGGAUAA